Molecule: messenger RNA, 878 nt
Organism: Kockovaella imperatae
Lineage: Eukaryota; Fungi; Basidiomycota; Tremellomycetes; Tremellales; Cuniculitremaceae
Exons: 1
Coding region: 109-636 (175 amino acids)
Source: RefSeq, a predicted model, not a curated record
UGGCAUAAUUAUCUCACAGAUGGGCGUCGUGUGCGUUUCGUCACUCGACACAGAAUAGCUCUUAUCGUCCUUUCCCCGCUUACAUGGCACCUCAAGGAUCCACUGUCAAUGCUGAGAUGGUGUCGAUGGCAUGAUCGAAAAGGCGAUGAUGACUACAGGGCGGUAUCAAAAAAAAAAAAGGAUUUGACCACGACAGGUUUCUGUAUCAUGGGACCGUCAAUGGAUUUUCGACGCCCAUACGAAGAUACGGUUGUACGUGUCUACAGCUGUAUCGAAGACUCUGAUAAAAUUGCUGUUUGGCAACCAAAUCAGAAGCCCAAGUGGAGCCUCAACAGGUCGGAGGCAGUCCCCCGAUCGAGGAUGACUUUUAAUCGCCUCUCGAAACUUGGAGGCUUCCGAGUAUCGAAGGGCGUUAUUCGAAAAGCCCACGGAAUAAAUAUCCGGAGCUGUGAUGGUUAUGCUACGCGGCCGUUGGAGGGCGCAGCAGACCAACUACUUCAUGAGCACGGUGGGGUGACCGUGGCGGAGUAUGUUUCGCUGAUCCAUCCCCCCUCUCCCAGAGAGAAAAAGUUGACCGCGCCCAGCUUUGGGUCCGCCAGGUCGUGUCGGCUGCACAGCUGCGCGUCCGCAUCGUGAUAACCUAGAAACAUUUCCAUGGCGGUGUUGAGAGGUUUCGCUUCUUCCUCAACGUAGCUGAAUGAAAACGACACUCGCCAAAACAUGUUUACUGUUUUGGAGUACCACAUUUCAUUGUUGGGGGGCCGGCCCCUAGCCUUUAGCUACAGUGGCUAAAAUCCAGAACCAUCUCCCUGGAACGAUACCUCUCCGUGGCGGGUUGGCACCGGAUUUUGGAUCGUGAACACUAUUUGGCAUUUCUC